AUGUCAACGAUCAGCGUUAUCAUGUGCCCGUUGUCGGGUAAAGAAGAUCAAGGUGAGAUAUUGCUGUUGGCCUCAUCGGCUACUGCCCACAGUUCGAGUGUUGAUUCAUAUCUGCAGUGCGAUAAAGGAAACCCUUGCUCUCAAUGUGUUUUGGCACGUGCAAAAUGUACCGGUUCCGACGUGAGCGGAAUUGAAGAUGUCCCACGAAGCAUCACGCAGUUCCUCAGAGAUGACAUCCGACGAAUUGAGACCAAGUUGUCCCAGGAUUAUGCGAUUCACGGACAAACAACAAACCCUCGGAAUGAUGAAAGGUCCGAACAAUCUUCUCUCACGCCCCGCAACCUCGAGACACGUCACCCCAGUCAAUUGCUAGCUCGAGCGAAACAAUGUUCGAGCAUCGCUAAAAUUAUUGGGUCCACAACUCCUUCUCCCGGUUCAAAGGCCGAUAUACCUCGUAAUAUGAUGGGAUUAACGUCUUCUCGAGUCUUUGCAUCCAAUGGUCUUCAGAAUGGAACCCUGGAGGGCAUGUCAGCAGCUGCCAAUGAUCAAACCCCAGGAUUAAUCAGUGUCAAGAAUCUUGGAGUCAUACCUCCUCGCAUUGUCCGAACGCUGGUAAAAGUCUUUAUUGAGAAAGUCCAUUCGCUCUUGCCGAUGGUGUACGAGCCCACAUUAUGGACUCAAGUCCGCAGAAUUCUCCGUGUCAUCCACGACGACAAAUUGACCAGGGUUCCUCCCGACUUUGAUUUUCUCAUAGUCCAUGUCGUUCUCGCCAUCUCUGUGUCCCUUGGAAGCGCGUCUAGCGGUCAUGGACCACAGCGAAUGGCAUUUUCCGAAACUCUUUUCCAAGAUGGCGUCAAACAUUUGUCGAGUCCCAGUAUUUUCCCGACAGAGAUGUCGGAACUGCAGGCGACUCUUCUCAUUCUUCAUUACGGAACCAUCAAUCCCCGGUGUGCCAGUGUUUGGAUGCUCUCUGGGUCUGCCAUGAGACUUUGCCUGAAGCUGGGGUUGCAUCGAGAACCCAACGACUCCAUGGUUUCCGGCGACUGGUCGGCGGAUUUGAGGAGGCGCCUCUUCUGGAUGAGCUACUGCUUUGACAGACAUGUGUGUGCCGCCCUGCAAUAUCCCAUUUCUUUAUCCGAUGCGGCCAUUAACUCACAUCAUUUCUCGGCUCUGGAUGACAAGGUUUUUGCAGCAGAGGAUGCCGUCUCGAUGGCCAUGGCUCCGUCCAAGGAGCCAGCACUUCAUUGGCUUGAGUAUCGACAAAUUCAUUCAGACAUGGUCGAGGUCCACUUCAGAGGGAAGCCCUUCGGCCAUUCAUGGGACGAAUGGUUAUCGGAAAUGGAGGGCAAACUUCGUUCAUGGUACCAUAAGCAUCGCGAGACUUAUGUGUGGACGGAGACUGCAUAUCAUAACGCCUUGACUUACCUCCAUCGACCAUCCCCGCUAACACCGAAGCCAACGCCCAGGAGCCUUCUUAUUGCAUUCGAGAAUGCGUGUGCCGUCGCUUCCAGUUAUGGUAAAGACAUCCAUGCCGGUUACUUUCGCCGCCCGUGGCUCGCGGCGCAUCACACGUUUGGCUCGGCCAUUAUCGUCCUCUUCUGUCUGCGCCACGGAUCGAAAUUGAUUCUCACCAAAUUCAGCCCUCAGGAAAUCUCCGCCAUGACAACGUUAUUUUCGCUGAAUCUGCAAAAUGUCUCGUCCCAGGUUUGGCCCGAGGUCUCUCGUUGUCUAGAAGUCUAUCACCGGCUUCUUGAGCCACUAAUCCCGGCGCUCAUGUCCGGAACCGACCCCGGUUUGACGUUUACUCGGCAGCAAGAUGAAGAACUUGCUCAUUUAUUGUAUCCCGGAACGACCAGGUUCGAAGCGUUAUCAUGGGAGAACACCAGCUUGAUGUCGCAAUUGACCAUGGACAUCGAUAUGACCAAUGCUGACGCCUUUGGCUGGGACUUUUCGCGAUUUGAUGAAUUCGCUGGGGACGAAACUGCUUUUGACUUCUUGGAUGGACAGUUUCAAACGCCGGAGUGGACGGAGCCGGCGAUCGUGACAUGA
Rhinocladiella mackenziei CBS 650.93 is the source of this 2049-nucleotide messenger RNA. RefSeq lists its product as uncharacterized. NCBI's taxonomy places the organism in Eukaryota, Fungi, Ascomycota, Eurotiomycetes, Chaetothyriales, Herpotrichiellaceae. The transcript has a single exon. Gene Ontology annotation, biological process: positive regulation of transcription by RNA polymerase II; DNA-templated transcription. Gene Ontology annotation, molecular function: sequence-specific DNA binding; DNA-binding transcription factor activity, RNA polymerase II-specific; zinc ion binding. The record is from RefSeq and is a predicted model, not a curated record. Bases 1 to 2049 code for a protein of 682 amino acids.